AUGGCCAGCUCUCAGACACUGCUGACCUUCAGGGACGUGGCCAUCGAAUUCUCUCAGGAGGAGUGGGGAUGCCUGAAUCACAGUCAGAGGGAACUGUACAGAGAUGUGAUGUUAGAGACCUAUGGACACCUCCUCUUCUUGGGUCUUGUGUCAAAACCAGACCUGGUCAUCCUUUUGGAGCAAAAGAAGGAGCUGUGGGGUGUGAAGAGAAAAGAGACAGUAGCCUCACACCCAGGUAGAGUGGGACAUAACAAAUGUCAACAAUGUGGCAAAGCUUUUAGGAGGCACUCCUACCUUCCUAGACAUCAGAGCAUCCAUACUGGAGAGACCCCUUACCAAUGUAAAGAAUGUGGCAAGGCCUUUAGCCAGCGCUCAACCCUUACUCAACAUCUCAGAAUUCACACUGGGGAGAAACCUUACCAAUGUAAAUAUUGUGAUAAGGCCUUUAGCCAGCACUCAAACCUUAUUCGACAUCAUAGAGUUCAUACUGGAGAGAAACCUUACCAAUGUAGAGAAUGUGGCAAGGUCUUUGGCCAGCACUCACACCUUACUCAACACCACAGAAUUCAUAGUGGAGAGAAACCUUACCAAUGUAAAGAAUGUGGCAAGGCCUUUAGCCACCACUCAGUCCUUAUUCACCAUCACAGAAUUCACACUGGAGAGAAACCUCACCAAUGUAAAGAAUGUGGCAAGAACUUUACCGAGCACUCAAACCUUACUCGCCAUCUCAGAAUUCAUACUGGAGAGAAACCUUACAAAUGUAAGGAAUGUGGCAAGGCCUUUACCCAGCACUCAAUCCUUACUCGCCAUCUCAGAAUUCAUACUGGAGAGAAACCUUACAAAUGUAAGGAAUGUGUCAAGGCCUUUACUAGGUACUCAAAUCUUAUUCGACAUCUCAGAAUUCAUAAUGGAGAGAAACCUUACAAAUGUAAGGAAUGUGGCAAGGCCUUUAAAGGACCCUCAGACCUCACUCGACAUUACAGAAUUCAUAGUGGAGAGAAACCUCACCAAUGUAAGGAAUGUGGCAAGGCCUUUACCAGGCACUCACACCUUAUUCAACAUCUCAGAAUUCACACUGGAGAGAAACCUCACCAGUGUAAAGAAUGCGGCAAGGCCUUUAGCUACCACUCAGUCCUUAUUCACCAUCACAGAAUUCACACUGGAGAGAAACCUCACCAAUGUAAAGAAUGUGGCAAGACCUUUACCGAGCACUCAAACCUUACUCGCCAUCUCAGAAUUCAUACUGGAGAGAAACCUCACCAAUGUAAAGAAUGUGGCAAGACCUUUACCGAGCACUCAAACCUUACUCGCCAUCUCAGAAUUCAUACUGGAGAGAAACCUUACAAAUGCAAGGAAUGUGGCAAGGCCUUUACCAGGUACUCAAAUCUUAUUCGACAUCUCAGAAUUCAUAGUGGAGAGAAACCUCACCAAUGUAAGGAAUGUGGCAAGGCCUUUACCAGGCACUCGCACCUUAUUCAACAUUUCAGAAUUCACACUGGAGAGAAACCUCACCAAUGUAAAGAAUGUGGCAAGGCCUUUAGCUUGCAUUCAUGCCUUAUUCAAUCUCAGAAUUCAUGCUGGAGAGAAACAUUACCAAUGUAAAGAAUGCGGCAAGUCCUUUACCCAGCCCUCAAUC
Molecule: messenger RNA, 1636 nt
Organism: Lynx canadensis (Canada lynx)
Lineage: Eukaryota; Metazoa; Chordata; Mammalia; Carnivora; Felidae
Product: zinc finger protein 420-like
Biological process (GO): regulation of transcription by RNA polymerase II
Molecular function (GO): RNA polymerase II cis-regulatory region sequence-specific DNA binding; DNA-binding transcription factor activity, RNA polymerase II-specific
Source: RefSeq, a predicted model, not a curated record